Messenger RNA from Orbilia oligospora ATCC 24927, 2088 nucleotides. RefSeq lists its product as uncharacterized. Lineage: Eukaryota; Fungi; Ascomycota; Orbiliomycetes; Orbiliales; Orbiliaceae. Gene Ontology annotation, biological process: reciprocal meiotic recombination. The transcript has 3 exons. The coding region runs from base 1 to 2088 and encodes 695 amino acids. The record is from RefSeq and is a predicted model, not a curated record.
AUGGCUUCUACCACCAUCUCAUACCCCAUCGAUAAGUACUCUUUCUGCGAGGUUCCUAUGUCACAUCCCGAUGCCAAACCUCAUUGGAAUCAUCACUUGGCUCGGGAUCAUAUCCACCUCGUCCUCCAACAUGAAGGACCCCUCGAACAGCCUUCUGAUCCUAAGUUUUCAUACAUGACGAAGCUUAUAUUGAAGGUUAUCUGGAGAGCUGAGACUUUGGAAUCAAUUAACAUAUCCGAUGUUCUCAACCAAAAAAGCGGUUAUGUUGACUUUGCGAAUAUGGUGUGCAUGAUUCGAUCUCCAUCUAUGGCACUGAAGUUCGUCAAUUUAAGAAGUCAUACUCUACGUCGGCUGCAGGUCCGAUUCUGCAAGCAGGAGGACUACCAAGCUGUCAUCUCGAGUUUAGAGCGCAUCGGAUGCCCUGUCCAGCACCAUAAUACAGAUAAUGGACAGGCAUCCCAGCAGCAGAAAGGCUUGAGAUCUCAAUAUGAACGACCUGAUACCGCUACCUCCAUGUUGAGUGUUGGAAAUCAAGUCCAAUAUUCGGGACCUGAUACAAUGAUGUCCCGAAUUAAUAAUACGAGCCCUGUCGAGCAUCGAACGCCACUGUUCCCUCAAGGAACUGGACUAGGAGCUGUAGCUCCUCAACCUCAUAGACAGUACAUGGGAGUCCAGCAGUCAAUCACAGAAUCCCCCCAUCAACCAGGAUUCCUCCCUGCUCAACCGACCCGCCAACUGAUUCCUCGACACCAAGAUCCAAUGAGAUUUUCUGUUCAACCGGGCAUCGGUUCUAGUCCUCCACCUCGUCCCGUGAAACUAGCAUCAUCUCAUUUGCACCAAUCAACUAUUGAUAUCUCAACUCCAUUUCAACCCCAACGUCGACUUAGCUUUGCGGCACAAGCUGAACCAUAUGUUAGCCCUACGACUUCUCAUCAUUUCAACCCUCACUUAUCUGCCCAGAGCCCAGGCAACGCCUUUGAUACAGCCUAUCACAAUCAUUUGCGACGAGGGAGUGAUGGAAAUGGUUCAUUUCCUUCUCACGCACAAGCCGAUACAUCGGUUCCUGUUUCUAGAGGUACACUUACCUCCGGUGGUACCCUCUUUGGGCAAAGCAGUAGCCAAGCACCAGAACCAUUCCCACAGGAAGUACGUCUACAAGCUUCCCAAGCUUCACAAGCUUUCGACCUAUCACCUCUCAGAGCCUCAUUCGAAGACGAAAGCCUCCCUCCACGCCGUUCCCUCCCAGACUUUGAAAAAAUCAACAAAGUCCACGGCGACAAACUACUGCCAAGCUCUUCAGGGAAGGUAUCUGGCAUGUUUAAAGCUUCCAAGGGUAAUGGAAGUAACACACCUUCUUUGAAACGAAAAGAACCAUGUGAGGAUGAAGACAUCGAAAAUACCGGAACUGGAAAUGCGAGGAAAGCUGGUCCUGCUAAACGAACCAAGCUAAAUCCUGUCGCUCCUGCGGUAACUGUUACCCCAGCGAAAAAGAAGCCCGCUGCACGAAAAGCUACUACGAAGCCCAAAGGUUCGCAAAAACCAGCUGCUUCACAAAAGAAUGUCGCUGCCACGAAGCCGAGGAAGCCUGCAGCAAAACCCAAGAACCCCACUCUCACACCUGUAGUUUCAGCAAAACCACAGCCAAAUACAUCUACCCAGCUUCCCUUAUCGGCACCCGUCCCGUCCCCUCCACGGGCUAGCGCUCUACAAGAAACACCCCCUUCAAAGCUCAACUUGAAUCCUCAACCAUCACCAGUAGCUCCCGCUCCCGCUGCUAUUCCAAAAGCUAAACCACAAACAAAAACCCAGGCUAAACGACAGCCAAAGACUCAGGCCAAACAAACUAAAGCAAGGCCAGUUAGUCGUGGGAAAGCUGCUAUGAUUAAGGAGCUCGACGGUGAUACUGACGAGAGGAUGCUCUCCCAGAUGCUAAAUAGUGAAACGCAUCUGGUCAUGCUAGAGAAGCUUGAAGGCGUGUGGGCUAGAGCUGGUUUCAGGGCAAGAAUUCAGGCAAGCGUCGUAUUAGGAGAUGGUACUAAUAAACCUAGUGGUAAGACAGGCGAGGCUGUUGUUGGUGUUAUCGGCUGA